Phragmites australis (common reed) is the source of this 1232-nucleotide messenger RNA. Its product is annotated as RING-H2 finger protein ATL43-like. The coding region runs from base 185 to 1030 and encodes 281 amino acids. NCBI's taxonomy places the organism in Eukaryota, Viridiplantae, Streptophyta, Magnoliopsida, Poales, Poaceae. The transcript has a single exon. The record is from RefSeq and is a predicted model, not a curated record.
CUAUCUUAAGCCGUACUAUAUCUAAGAGGGAAGCCCCGGCUUACCUCCUGCUUUUCAUUCCACCCCAUCCCAGCUCGCCAGCUCGUCUCGUCACGAACGCCGCCUAUAUUUCAUUCCCACGCCUUGCAAUGCAAAUCUUUUUCCACGAACAGAUCAAUGGAGUGCCGUCCCUGACCGAGACAGGAUGACCCCGUCGUUGGCACCCUCCCCGCCGGCGCCGUUGUCUGCGCACCACGACAUGCGCUCGCCGAGGGUGGCGCCACCCCCAUUGCCUCCGCCGCUGGCCGUGGAUGUGGCCGUCAUCGUGGGCGUCCUCACGGCCGUGCUCCUGGGCCUCUUCCUCUUCCUCAUCUACGCCAAGCACUGCAAGCACCGCGCUGGCCCCGGCGGCGGGCUCGGCGUGCCCGGGCUUGGACUCGGGUUCGCGUCCUCCUCGUGCGAGCGGUGCCGCUCCGGGCUGAGCAGCUCCGUGCUGGGCGCGCUCCCGGCCGUCCGGUUCGGCGACAUGGGCGCCGCGGCGGCGGGCCGCGCGACCGAGUGCGCAGUGUGCCUGGUCGCGUUCGACGCGGCCGAGCUUCUCUGUGUCCUGCCCUGGUGCCGGCACGCGUUCCACGCGGAGUGCGUCGACACGUGGCUGCAGGAGCAUUCAACGUGCCCGGUCUGCCGCCGGCGCGUGGGCAAGGAGGGCGUCUCCGUCGCGCUCCCCGAGCUGGAGCUGACAACACGUCUGGACGCCGGCGAGGGCUCCGGUGACCCGGCUCCAGUCACAGGGAGGGUGCCCGGCCGGCACUCGGCCGGCGAGGCCGAGGUGCAGGUAGUUGUGCACCGGCCGUGUGACCAGCCGAGAGAGCGGUGGUCGACGGACGGCUUGGUGGAUCGGGUCGCGUAUCUCAAGGCGGCGGGGCAUCGGCGGGACAUGCUCUUUCUAGCAGAGAGCGCGCACGGAUCGCGUGGCUCCCGCGGCAUUAUCGCGCGCCUCGCGCCACACUGUCUAGCUAGCUCGACGCUGCAUUUAUCUGCUCCUCCUUGAUCUUGCAUUACUGCUUGUGUACAGAGAACGUUCUUGGGCAAGCUCUUUGAUAGCUAGGCUGAUGCUCGUUCAUCGAUCGCGUGCAUGUUUAUACUAGACUAGUCGGUGACAACGUCGGUAGGAUACGAAACAGCCAUAGGGUAAAUAAUGGAAAAUGCGUGUAAUCUUGAUGUGCCAAUGAUAUCAUGUAGACCACUGAUGG